Messenger RNA from Pararge aegeria (speckled wood butterfly), 1188 nucleotides. RefSeq names its product testis-specific serine/threonine-protein kinase 3-like. Gene Ontology annotation, biological process: microtubule cytoskeleton organization; intracellular signal transduction; protein phosphorylation. Gene Ontology annotation, molecular function: ATP binding; protein serine/threonine kinase activity; tau-protein kinase activity. Lineage: Eukaryota; Metazoa; Arthropoda; Insecta; Lepidoptera; Nymphalidae. The record is from RefSeq and is a predicted model, not a curated record. The coding region runs from base 60 to 1094 and encodes 344 amino acids. The transcript has 6 exons. Gene Ontology annotation, cellular component: cytoplasm.
CAAAUAAAUUAUAAUGUGGCUAAAACUGGUGCAAAAUUUAAUUAUUCAAUUUCUAUGAUAUGCCAGGGCCGGAUGUGAGAGCCGAAGACAAUGUUCAUGGCGAGAUGUCUUCAGGGCCCACGGCUACCGUUCACAGUGGCGUUGAAGCUAAAUCUGAUAGAAAACUAACCGUACUGGAAACUCAUGGAUAUAUUUUAGGGAGAACUAUAGGUUCCGGUUCUUAUGCCACAGUUAAGGUAGCGACGAGCGAUCGCCAUAGCUGUCAAGUGGCAAUAAAAAUAAUAAGUAAGUUUCAAGCACCCGGUGACUACCUGAAGAAGUUUCUACCGAGAGAGAUAGAAGUUGUCAAAGGACUGAAGCAUGAAAACUUAAUACGCUUCCUGCAGGCUAUCGAAACCACUCAUAGAGUAUACAUUGUUAUGGAAUAUGCCGAGAACGGCAGCCUGCUCGAUAUUAUUCGCAAAGACCAGUACAUAGAUGAAUCGCGUGGUCGUCGUUGGUUCAAGCAGCUUGUCGAGGCGGUAGACUAUUGCCAUGAAAGAGGGGUUGUCCAUCGAGAUAUAAAGUGCGAAAACUUACUGAUGGAUCAUGGUCUGAACAUAAAGCUAUCUGACUUUGGAUUUGCAAGAGGUCAUAUGAAGCCAAAGAAUGGAGUUUUCUCACUAAGCGAAACCUUUUGCGGAAGCUAUGCCUACGCGUCUCCAGAAAUAUUGAAAGGAGUUCCCUAUAGACCACAGGAUUCCGAUAUUUGGAGCAUGGGCGUAGUACUUUACGCAAUCGUUUAUGGGCGACUGCCGUUUGAUGAUACAAAUUACACCCAAUUGUUGAAGCAAGUCCAGAACAAAGUGUCCUUUCCCCGCGAACCCAAAGUGUCAGCUGACUGUCGGAAGCUAAUCAUUAAAAUCUUGGCCCCUCUAAAAAUGCGUGCCAGAAUACCGCAGAUACUGGCUGACUCUUGGCUUAACCCCAGCCCACCAACGAAAGACGAAAACUUGGAUGCCAAUCCGGAUAAAGCUCAAGCUAGCAAAGAGGAAAUAAAAAGCGUAAACAUUGGAACUGUAACAUUUGACAGGAAAUUGGAGGAAGUUAAAUAAAAGACUUAAAUAUUUUACAUAAUAAUAGCAAAACUGAAUACACAAAAAAAUCGUUAAAAUCUUGUACCGUGCAAUAAAUAUUUGACCCAAUGUA